Dichomitus squalens LYAD-421 SS1 is the source of this 1033-nucleotide messenger RNA. Its product is annotated as alpha/beta-hydrolase. The transcript is spliced from 7 exons. The record is from RefSeq and is a predicted model, not a curated record. NCBI's taxonomy places the organism in Eukaryota, Fungi, Basidiomycota, Agaricomycetes, Polyporales, Polyporaceae. Gene Ontology annotation, molecular function: hydrolase activity. Bases 1 to 1014 code for a protein of 337 amino acids.
AUGGAUCCUGCAAAUCCUGCAAGCUUCAAUCACCGCACUGCGCUCCUUCCCACUGGUCGGAAAUAUCACUUCGUCGAUCAACUCCCCACAAACUACGACCCUACCACCACAACUACUCUUGUGUGUAUCCAUGGGUUCCCGGACUUCUGGUAUGGCUGGCGGUAUCAGAUAAAGCCAUGGGUAGAGCUCGGGUACCGCGUUGUGGCUCCGGAUAAAUUGGGAUACGGUGGGAGCGACAAGCCCGAGGAUGCGAUCCAAUAUACCUCCAGACGAAUUUGCGACGACAUAGCAGCUCUCUUGGAUCUUCUGCAAAUAACGAAAGCUGUGAUUAUUGGCCACGACUGGGGGUGCUUCAUGGCAUCUCGUUUCGCCCUGUGGCAUCCCGACAGAUUGCUGGCAUUGGUCCUUUUGUCAGUGCCAUUCAUCCCACCAGCGAAAGAAUACACGCCUCUCGAGACGCUAGUCGAGAGAUAUCCAAACUGGGGGUACCAACUUUACUUCCAGGAGAAGAGCACAAACGCCGAGUUGGAAAAUCAGCUUUCCCGAUUCUUUAGGUUAAUCUUCCGUAACCGGAGGGGCACCCCAGGCCUGUCAAAGUGGACUCUUCCCGGCGGCCUGAAGGCGUUAUUCGAGACCGCGGAAGGUACUGAGAGGCAUACGGGCCACCUGACGCAAGAGGAGCACGAUUACUACUUGUCGCAAUUUGCGAACAGCAUGAAUGGGCCGUUGAAUUACUAUCGAACGACCCGAUACCGUUUUGAGGAAGAGAGAGAUGGAACUAUCCUGCAGGCUCCGCGUUCUGACCUCCCGGUGCUCCUCAUGAUUGGCAAGGAUGAUCCUACCUCCAAUCAGGCGGCUCUCGGGGCCACGAAGAAACUGAUCCCUCAAGCGCAGAUCGAACUCAUCGAGGGUGUAGGACAUUGGCUCAUGGUGGAAUGCAAGGAUCGCAUAAACGAGAGCAUACCUAGGUUCCUCCGAGCGCACCUCCCCGAUGCUGUGCCGACGAAGUUGUAGAGUUAUUUAUAUAGCACGA